This is a messenger RNA of Suillus plorans, 1632 nucleotides long. RefSeq lists its product as uncharacterized. The transcript is spliced from 3 exons. The coding region runs from base 1 to 1632 and encodes 543 amino acids. The record is from RefSeq and is a predicted model, not a curated record. Lineage: Eukaryota; Fungi; Basidiomycota; Agaricomycetes; Boletales; Suillaceae.
AUGGGCGCUGGACCCUCAAAGCAUAGACCCUAUCCAUUUCCAGUUCCAAUCGUUAACUCUAACGGAAUGCAAACAACAACUUGGUCCUCAGUCAGGACGAAGAAGGGCAAGGAGAAGGCACACCCAGAACUAUAUCAGCAAUAUUCAAAUGGAUAUCCGACUGCUGCAUAUCCGAGUCAUGGGUUCCAGUAUUACCCACAGGUACAAUCUGGGUAUCCACAAAUGAGUGGGUAUUAUCCGGUGGCCAUGGUUCCUAUGCAGCAGCCUCUGGUUAUGCCGCAGGCAUAUGUUCCGGUCGCUGCUUUUCAAAACGCAGCUGGUCAGCCACCUGUACCAGUUAUUCACCCUGCAGAGCAAGUACGGAUGCUAGAGCCAUCUAACAAUCAAGGCCCUGUGAUGCCCAAUGUGACUGGUCGACGAGAUCCCGUUGUUCCUCCACCCCCUGUCAUAACUAACGUGCAACCCCAACGCGACACAGCUUUUCCCCCUCCUCCUAUCAUAAAUGACUCGUAUUACUCAUCUCACCCACAACCCACUGCGCGCAUGCCCGAGCCACAUGUAGGCAAUCGGGCGACUCCAGGCCCCGUCAUCCCCGGUAUGACUGGUCGACCAGGAGAUCCAGUUGUUCCUGCUCCCCCCGACUUGACUGACGCACAGCGUGCAGCUAACUCGUCAUCUCGUCCAAGAUUCACCGACUUCUACCAACCAGCUGAUCAUCCCAUUUCCAUGCCCGAACCUUAUUUAAGUGAUGUACCAUUCAGGCCACCGACUGUCCCUCCCAUACGAAUGGCAACGCGGCAAAAUCCCCUUCCCUCUCCUCCUAGAGACAUAUGGGAUACCACUCCAUAUCGUCAAGUUUUACAGGAACUCCCAAAGGACAUAACCCUCUCCUUCAACGUCGAACACAUGGAAGAAAUGGAAGACAUGCUGGCUCAACCAGGAGGUCCAAUAUCGCGUCUAGGAAAGCUAUUUGGCUCUAGUAGUAAGCGUAAGGGUAAAUCACGACAGGGACUCUUUCGCACUUUCAGCACAUCGGGGGGCGAUAGCGAAUCUGGUGGUCAUCAUCAUCGUUCCAAUACCGUGACAUCAUUCGUUAUACCACCAACUGCAGUCAUGCCCGAUAGGGUAAACCCAUACACUGGAAGUGGAGCCCCACCGCAAGCUAUGCCAGUUCCCGAUCGCGGACCACCCGUCAAGUUUGACCAUACGGGUGAACUAUCCGGAUUUGUAAAUCACUCACAACACCGAGUGAUGUACAAAAACAAAAUGUACCCAACGGCGAUGCACCUCCUUGAGGCGAUGAAGUUCACGGAACACCCUAAGCUUCAGGAGCGUAUACGAAAGUGCACCGAUGUUGGUGACAUGUACCCGUUGUCGGCUAGUUUUCAGGACCACGUGCGACCAGAUUGGGGCCAGGUAUUCUUGAGGACUAUGGAAGAUGUGCUGUAUAUAAAGUUCAAGCAACAUCCUAGCCUUCGGACAUUACUUUUGCGCACAGGCCUUGCUGAUAUUGUGUAUGCCGAUGCCAAUGAUGCGUACUGGGGUCAUGGUCCUUCAGGUGAUGGUGCCAACGAACUUGGAAAGGCCUUGAUACGCGUACGGGACAGACUUCGUGCGGAAGGGGAAAGAUAG